AUGACUCUCCCAUCUAAAAUGAAGGCCCUCGUCACGGUCGAGGGCAACAAGACCGAGUUGCACGAGGUACCCUUGCCCACCCUCGACAAGGACGAGAUCCUCGUUCGUACGCUUGCGGUCACCAUCAACCCCACCGACUGGAAGCACGUCGCCAUGAUCUCGGGACCCGGCAACCAGGUCGGCUGCGACUUUGUCGGUGUCGUCGAGGAGCUCGGCCCCGGAGUGCAAAACACCUCGCUCAGCAAAGGUGAUCGAGUGGCUGGCUUUGUCCACGGCGGCUAUAGCGCCGACCGGGGAAGCUUCGCACAGUACAUCAAGACCAACAGCGGAAUCGUCGCCACCAUCCCCGACAACGUCGACGAUCUUGUUGCUGCCUCGCUGGGCAUCGGUGGAGAGACGGCGGUCCAAGCGCUCUUCCACCGACUCGCCAUCCCUGUGCCCGACUUUUCCAAGGGUCCCGUCGAGGUCACGGAGGAUUCGCCAGAGAUCUUGAUCUGGUCCGGAAGCACCACCGUAGGUCAAUGGGCCAUUCAAAUCGCACAUCUUUCCGGCUACAAAGUCAUCACAACCGCCAGUCCCAAGAACCACGAUCUGCUCAAGCAACUCGGCGCCGACGAUCUAUACGACUACCGCGACGAGACCAUUCCGCAAAAGAUUGCUGCCAAGUAUCCCAACCUCAGCAAGGCCCUCGAUUGCAUCUCUGAGCACGGAACCCAACAGCUCUGCGUCAAAUCCCUUGGACCCAAAGGUGGUGAUGUCGUCGUCCUCCUCAAGCCAGACAAGGAGGCCAUCGAGCUGCGAAAGGGCGAGGUCAACAUCAUCCACACUCUCGUAUACACUGCUCUCGGCCACCCUUUCAACUACGGCAGAGCUACCUACGACGAGGACCGUGUCACGGCCGAUUCCAACCUCAUGAAGGAAUGGCUCAACGGCACUCAGGGUCACUUUUACACCUUGUUCAAGCAGGGUCUGCUGCGCGGGAACAGGGUCAAGGAGAUGUCCGGUGGUCUUGAAGGCAUCCCCGAGGGUUUCAAGUAUCUGCAGGAGGGCAAGGCGUCUGCUGAGAAGCUAACCUACAGAAUCGGCUGA
Messenger RNA from Pseudozyma hubeiensis SY62, 1089 nucleotides. RefSeq names its product potential zinc-binding dehydrogenase. Gene Ontology annotation, molecular function: oxidoreductase activity, acting on NAD(P)H. NCBI's taxonomy places the organism in Eukaryota, Fungi, Basidiomycota, Ustilaginomycetes, Ustilaginales, Ustilaginaceae. The record is from RefSeq and is a predicted model, not a curated record. Bases 1 to 1089 code for a protein of 362 amino acids. The transcript has a single exon.